Molecule: messenger RNA, 661 nt
Organism: Lotus japonicus
Lineage: Eukaryota; Viridiplantae; Streptophyta; Magnoliopsida; Fabales; Fabaceae
Exons: 5
Coding region: 44-661 (205 amino acids)
Source: RefSeq, a predicted model, not a curated record
AAAAUAAACAAUUGAAACCAUAUUCCCCUAAAUUUCCCAAUCCAUGUUCCCUAUUUCGUUGAAACCGCUCCACCGCUUCACCCCUUCACAUAUCGUUGUUGACAAGCAGGAGGAUGCACCAGCUUCACCGCAUCCCCAGUUCCUUCAACGCUUCACAGCUUCGUCGAGUCUUCAUCCCUUCAAAGCUUCUUCAGUUUCUCAUCGCUACCCUCGGAUCUCUUCCUCCGUGUUCCAAUCGAUGUUCUCGAGUUCCAUCUCUGUUCGCUGUUCCAGCUCUGUUUCUGCUCGCCAAAAAUCUCCAUUUGCACUGGGUUUUCUUCCUCAGGCACUGAAGCUAUGUUUCAAGGCCUUGGGUAUAUGUCCCCACCUCAAUAAACAUUUGCAAUUUUGCAUGGAGUUGAUAGUUUGGUUGUCUUCAUUUUGGCAAGACCAAGACUUCAAGGAAAGGAUGUUAUGUCUCGACCUCACUUGCCUUGCAUCAAGCAUAUAUUAUUUUUCUAUGCUAGAGCUCCUCUACAAGUUACUUGCUACCAAACUCAUCGUAGGCAUUCCAUUUAAGUGCAGAGAGAAAGAAGUUUUAUGGAAGAAGAAGGAGAAGAAAGCUCACAAGUUGUAUGGAAGUGAUGAAUUAUAUUCUAUAUGUUGGAUGAUGGUGCUGUGA